AUGAAAAACUCCAGUGACCAUGCAUAUUAUUUCAACUGUACGCAGCUGCCUGGGUAUCAGCAGACUUUCCAACGCAGUGAAACCUAUGAAUAUUCACUAUUGGUUAUCUUAAUUCUAAACUCAAUAACCGCUUUGCUAGUAAUCUGUAGCAAUGUCCUUGUCAUCUAUAUCAUAACUACAACCAGGUCUUUAUAUUCGCCUUCAUAUUUUCUUAUCCUUGGUUUGGCUAUUUCAGAUCUUUGGGUUGGUAUCUUGUCACAACCUUCUUUUUCAGCUAUUCAGUAUUUUGAGCUUAUAGAAGUAGCAGAACCUUACUGCGUUGCUGCGGUUGUCUAUCAAUUCAGUGGGUGGUUCCUUGCGUCUAUCUCCCUAUUAACACUCACAGUACUUACCACUGACCGUUUUUUAGCUCUCCAUUUUCAUCUUAGAUAUCAGGAAUUUGUUACCUGUACACGGGUCGUAUUAGUGCUGGUAAUUAUAUGGAUUUAUGGUAUAUUGGCUGGAAUAUUCAGAAUCUUUACCACAGACAAGAUAUUCACAGUUCAUAUUUUGAUUCUUAUUGGAGCUAUUUUACUGAAUAUAAUCUUCCUUUGUAAAAUAAAUCAAACUGUUCGAAGACAUUCAGCUCAGAUUCAAGCUCUACAAGCACAGCCGAGCAUGAACAUUCGAAUGAAGAAGUCCGUUAAUAUUGUAUAUUACAUUAUUGGUACAUUCGUACUUUGUUUCUUUCCCUAUGUCGGUUGUAGUGUGGCUAUUGUGAUUAUACAGACUUGGACCCAAACUAUUCGGAUUCUAUUCAGAGCUGCAGAGUUCUUUGCAUUAACGAACAGCUUGUUGAAUCCUAUUAUUUACUGCUGGAGGAUCGAAGACAUGCGCAAUGCUGUCCGUCAACGUUUUCAAAGCAUUUUUAUUACCAGUCCAUCCGCAAAUCAGUGAGUGCUAUUUUAUAUUUUGGCGGGAAAAUGAGAGAUUUUUCAUUUAAAUGGAUAGCAGCCAUAGCUCAGCGUGCUGACGUUUUCAGAUAUAAUAUAUACUGCUUGAAAUUUAGGAUGUCUCCAGCCAUGAUGCUUUGGCUUGGAAACACUCUCAGAAUAAAGUAUAAAUUCCAUUCCUUUUAGAGCAGUAUGCCGGGAAAAAAAAACUGUUAAUUUCAAAUGCUCGAAUUCUGCUCAAAUCUCAAUCAAAUAAAAGAUUCUAAUGAGGAUUUUUGGUCAAUGUUAACCCAGAAUUUGUUACUCUAGCGAUAAUUGUGUAUUUUUAUCCAAACUGAAUUACUUGCGCUUGUUUACCAACGAUUAAAAGGCUUGGACCGAUA
Exaiptasia diaphana is the source of this 1315-nucleotide messenger RNA. Its product is annotated as G-protein coupled receptor 12-like. Gene Ontology annotation, cellular component: membrane. Gene Ontology annotation, molecular function: G protein-coupled receptor activity. Gene Ontology annotation, biological process: G protein-coupled receptor signaling pathway. NCBI's taxonomy places the organism in Eukaryota, Metazoa, Cnidaria, Anthozoa, Actiniaria, Aiptasiidae. The record is from RefSeq and is a predicted model, not a curated record. The transcript has a single exon. Bases 1 to 936 code for a protein of 311 amino acids.